CGUUAUAGUUUUGCAACGGAGUGACACCUCAGGUGUUUGUUUCUCUCCAUAUCUCAGCUGUCAGGGCAGGAAAAGGAGAGUCUGCUCUGUCGGCGAACCAAGCUUAUCAGGGAACGUGUAGUCUUCCGACAGACGGCUCAUAGGCUGGGGGAGAACUGUUACUGUCUGGAAACCCUUCAAGAUGGUUAGACCCGGCGGUAUUUUGAAGGCCGUAACGCUGAUCUCAGCCAUCCUACUGGUUGCCUUCUUGGCUUUCCAGUUGCUGGAGAUAAACGGGGAUUUUAAAUUUGGAAGUGUGAUCUCGAGAUCCCUGCCAAUGAUUGAAGCGGCAAAACCGGUCAAACACAAAUGUGGGCUGUCCAAAGCGUGUCCUCCAGAACACUUUGCCUUCAAGAUGGCGAGCGGUGCGGCCAGUGUCGUCGGGCCCAGGAUGUGCCUAGAAGACAACUUAAUAAUGAGCGGCGUGAAGAACAAUGUGGGAAGAGGAAUCAACAUCGCCCUGAUUGAUGGGAAAACGGGGACAGUGAUCCAGACAGCCUUCUUUGACAUGUGGGGUGGAGAUGUGGCUCCCUUUAUUAAGUUUUUGAAAGAGAUUCAGGACGGUGUGGUAGUCAUGAUGGCCUCCUUCGACGAUCCCGCAACUAAGCUCAACGAUGAAGCUCGGAAACUGAUCGCUGAUCUCGGCAGCUCGUCUGUCGGCAAUUUGGGCUUCCGGGAUAACUGGAUCUUUGUAGGUGGGAAAGGCAUCAAGACCAAGAGUCCAUUUGAGCAGCACAUCAAGAACAAAGCAGAAACCAACAAAUUUGAGGGCUGGCCAGAGGUCCUGGAGAUGGAGGGCUGCAUACCAAGAAGGCUGAACUGAUGUCAGCAGCGCCUCCCCGCGUCCGUCAAACCUCAGUUUUCCUAGAACUUCAAAAGUCCAACACGGCUUAUUCUUCUGCGUCACGUCUGUGCAGAGCCUCGAGCUCACGGUCACUGUCGGUUCACAGUCUGUGUCGUUUGCAGCUUUGGAGCUGCAGCUCUGCAGCACAGACUGAAAACGAGUCAGGGAAAAGGCAGCAAAGGUUUCUUCCUUCCAGUCCGGUCACUGUCGACAGUCCAGACUGGUGUCUGUUCACAGCAGUUUGACGCAGAAGUAUAAAUUCCCGUUCUCUUUCCUCCAUCCUGAUGGUUACUCUGCACCUUUGAUCUCAAAUCAUUUUCUCUUUCCAGCUCACCUGCUGGCUUGUAAGCAGGAACUUGAAUCUCAGACUUUCUUGCACUUCUUGUUGAAAACACUUCUUGUUUGGUUACUGUCGUCUCUACAGCCCAAAGAUUUACCUGUGAUCGUCUCUCAAACUGUUGCACUCUUUCUACGUCAAACAGAAGCUGUCGCCCACAUUUUUAGAGGGGGCCAACCUUCACCUGACUUCCUUCUUUUCCUGCCUUAAUUGUACCGUUCACACUUUAUUUUAUUCUUUGUUUUUGUUUUUUACCACCAAGUCUUCUACUUCCUUCAGAGCUGUUUUCUACAAAGUCUUUAGACACUUUUUUUCCUGAUUUUCUGACCAAAUGCACCAAAUUCACUGUGACGUUUGUAAAUAUUUCUCUGGACAAAGCCCAAGCCUAAAAGAUUCUAAUUUAAUAAACAAUGGAACAGUUAACAUUUCCUAAAAUAAAUGAUUUUUAACUGUG
Oryzias latipes (Japanese medaka) is the source of this 1674-nucleotide messenger RNA. It is a transcript of the gene fam3c, whose product is annotated as FAM3 metabolism regulating signaling molecule C. NCBI's taxonomy places the organism in Eukaryota, Metazoa, Chordata, Actinopteri, Beloniformes, Adrianichthyidae. The record is from RefSeq and is a predicted model, not a curated record.